AUGUCUAGUCAGCGUCUUGUCGUAGGCCUCCCAUGUGUCUUGCCGUCGCUGCCGCCUUCGCUUGCGCCGCCGUGUCGUCCGUGCGUCGAGGGUAGGCUGCGCGCCACCCCUCACUCCUCCUCCCUUCGUCCGGCCACCGAGCCUUUUGAGACGCUUCACUUGGACGUCUGGGGCCCCGCCCCUCGUCUAGGCCCUGAGCGUGAGCGUUACUUUCUGGUGGUCGUUGACGACUUCUCCCGCUACACCACAGUGUUCCCUCUGGCGAAGAAGUCUGAGGUGACUUCUACGCUGAUCAGGUGGUUGCUCACCACCGAGGACACUCGUGGUCGUCGUGUCAGCUGUCUCCACUCCGACCGUGGGGGUGAGUUUCGCUCCGGCAUUCUCGCUGGAUUCUGUCGCGAGCAGGGCAUUCGUCAGUCCUGGACGCUUCCAGAGUCCCCACAGCAGAAUGGGGUUGCUGAGCGCCGCAUAGGCCUGGUCAUGGAGAUCGCCCGCACCUCCCUGACUCACGCCUGUGCCCCCCAUUUUCUGUGGCCCUACGCGGUCAGGUACGCCGCGCACCAGCUGAACCUCUGGCCACGUGUCUCUCGACCAGAGGUUUCACCGACCAGUCUUUGGACAGGGUCCCCUGGUGUUGCGUCGCGGUUUCGUGUCUGGGGGUGCUUGGCUCUUGUCCGCGACACCUCCGCGGACAAGCUCUCGCCUCGUACCGUCCCCUGUGUCUUCCUUGGUUUCUCUGAGGACUCCUCUGACUUCACCUUUUACCACCCUCCCUCUCACCGGUUCUUUGACUCCCGUGACGUCCGUUUCGAGGAGUCCACUCCGUACUACGUCAGGUGUGUCCCAGGCUACCCCUCCUCCUUCGGUAGCCCCUCCGGUACAGCCUCCCUCCCCACAGUCCUCCUCGCAGCGUGCCGCUGGUGCUAG
Messenger RNA from Closterium sp. NIES-65, 927 nucleotides. The record is from the annotation of a GenBank genome assembly. NCBI's taxonomy places the organism in Eukaryota, Viridiplantae, Streptophyta, Zygnematophyceae, Desmidiales, Closteriaceae.